AUAAAUAAUGACAGUUCGCUUUACGCGCCGGGUUUUCUUAUUUUCCUUACAAUUCACUGUAAAAAUGUAAUUUUUGAUAUUUAGAGCUAUAAUAUUUAUUUCAUAAACAAUGGCAUCAACAUAUGAAGACACAGUUUUAAAUUUUGAUCUUGAUUUUUUACAUCAAACAUCAAAGAAUACGGUUCAAAGUAAGCUCGAUAAACAGCACAAAGCAAUUUUAAUAGCAAAACAGAAGACAAUUGCUACAGAUUCACUGAUAAGAAAAUAUUAUCACAAGAAUGAAUUAUUGGAACACACACAAAAAACUCUUUUCGAUUCUAAAGAAGAGUGCAAACAGAUAUGCAUAGAUUACCAAAAUGCUCUGGAAAAAUGUUCAAAAUUGGAAAAUGAUAUUCAGAUUUUAGAAAACAAAAACAAUGAACUUGAUCAGAAAUUUCGACACUCGGAAGAUCAAUGCAAUGCUAUAAAAUCACAUGCGAAUCAGCUUCAGGUACUUGUCAAACAACACGAAACACAUAUUGAAGCAUUAAAAAUUGAAAGUCAGUUAGAUAAAUCCAACAUUAAAAAUUCUGAAAAAAAAUUAGCUUAUUUAGAAAAGGAAAAUAACUGUCUUCAUAAAUAUUUUAGUAUAUUUAAAGAUGUAUUAUUGGGUAAAAAAAAGCUUAGUAAAAGACGUAAAGAUUUACUACAUAAUUAUGAAAAAUAUUCUAAGGAAGAUCAUAAUUUCUUUGAUGAUUUAUCUGAAGAAGAAAGUAGUGAUAAUGAAAUAUAUGAUAAUUUAAUGUCACCACAUGAGAUUGAAGAUGACUUGGGAAGCCCUGAAGAGGCUCCAUCAUCAUCCACUAUAACUCCAACUGGAGACGAGUUAAGCACAGGAAAGAAUUGUAAAUCAGUUUAUAAAAAUGAUGAUACUGAUAGAUGUUCCGAUUAUAGCAACGAAGUACCAAGUGCAGACACAGGUCGCGGUUCAUCUCUUGCAUUUUCUGAUAGCGAAAAAUGCUUUAAUAGUCCAGAGUACUGUUCAAUAGACAAUCCUAUAAAAUGUAUUAUAAACAAACCAACAAAGAUUUUAGUAAAUGUAGCAACAAGCCCUAUACCACUUGAAGAACUUGGUUAUAGGACAACUACUCCAGUUGCUUUAUCAAAUAAUAUUUUUGAUACUCGUGAAACAGUUGAUAAAGGUUUAAGUCCAAUUAAGUUUACUACACAAGGAGCUAGGAAUUUAAUAACUCCAAUGCCAUCUAAAUAUAAUUCAAUAGAUGUCAGUUUAAAUAAUAAAACAUAUGGUAACGAACAUGAUGACGAGCAUAUGAUUCAGCAGCAGGAGUGUUUAGAAAUUAACAGUAGCAAUAAUUUUAACGAUGAUGACACGAGGGAUUGUGAAAUAGAGUCAAUUUUCAAUGAGAUGCGAUUUAAUUACAAAUUGAUAACUCCGAUUCCAAAAACACCAGCAAAGUGUUACGACAGAGAAACGCAGCAUAUUUCUUGUGCUAGUCAAACUGAUCAUGGUAGGGGAAUUAUAUGUCACGAAGCUGAAAAAGUUAGAGAAGAAAAUAAAAUUUUACAUUCCAACAUUACGGACCUUGCUAAAGAAAUUAUGAAGAUUAAAUGUUUACUUAAAAGUCAUCCAACAUUGCCAGUUGUUGAAAAUCGUGAUAUGGAGAAUGGAUUUUUGAAAGUAAAUGAAAAUAAUAGUAAUACUUAUAAAGUAAAUGAAGAUCACAGUAAUAUUAAAGAGAUAAAUAAAGUUCACAGUAAUAUUAAAGAGAUAAAUGAAGUUCACAGUAAUACUUAUGAAGAAUAUGUAGUAGUAAUAGAAAGUGAAAGUCCCACUUCAAAUAUAUGUGCAUCUUUAAAAGAUGGUAAAGAAACUUUAAGUGAUUUACAAAAUCAAGUAGACAUGGCUGAAGAAAACAGAGACUCUUGUGUAAUAACUGAAGAUUCUGUCAUGGAAUCACAUAACACUACUUUGUCUAAAUUACAGUUUGAAGAUCCUGUAGCGACAUUUGGAGACGAUGAUACGGGAGACAUACAUUUAGAUAAUAGGAGUGAACAUAAUUCAGAAGACACAUUUGAUGCUUUAAUAAAUAACAAUAACGGCUCCGUAGAAGUAUCUCCAUGCGAUGAGAGUCAUAAGAAGAUAGCUAGAGCUCGUAAAUUAACUAAUUUAGAUAAACUUAGACGGAAGAUGUUGCCCAAAAGUAAGAUUAGAAUGGAACUGCGACAGCCUAUAAAGUCUCGAUUUAAGUCAAAACGAUUAAUUCAUUAUAAAAAUAUCCGAAAAAAUAAUCUGUCAAUAUUAGCCAAUAAAAGAAAGAGUAACAUUAAUGAUUCUUCAUUAACAUUAAAUGAUAAAACAGUAUAUGAGAAUGCUGUUAAAGUUAUGUCUGAAUUAAAAUCUAAACAACCUGACAAAUUUACAUCAGGUAUAACUCAGAAAGCUAUUCAGAAAGUAUCUAAAUGUGUAAAACAGAAAGACGAUGAAAUGGAUGACAAUAAUAUAAAUCAAAAAACAAUCCAAGCAGAGAAUAAUUGUGAUUUUCAGAAAGUAUCUAAAUGUAUGAAAGAGAAAAGCAAUGAAAUAGAUAUCAACGAUAUAAAUCAGAAAGUAUUUCCAACGGAGAAUAAAAAUUGUGAUCUUCAUAAAGUUUCUAAAUGUACGAAACAGAAAUCUAAUGAAGCGGAUAAUAACAACAGCCCGCGGUCUUUAGAUAGAACAACUCGUAGUCGUAGUAAAUAUGCCCGACAUUCACAAAUUGUAAAACCUAAUCUUAUAAAAGACAGAGAGAGAAACAGUAUUGAUUCUAAAACCAACUAUGAAAUAUUUGAAGUACUUUCACAAGAAAGACGAAAACGAUUAAAACGUUUAUCCGUUGACAAAUCAGAUUUCGCAUGCAAAAGAAUUUUGCGUAGUAGUAGUCAGCGUCAAUUCGGUAUGGAUAAUAAAACAUCCGCUUCAAAUGAAUCACAUAAAGAAAUCAAUACAGAACUACCUGAUAUUAUCAGUGAAGUUGAAAAGAGACGACAUUUGGAUAAAUCAAAAGUUACUGAAUCUAAUAAAUUAGUUAAUUACGAGGAUUUGGAAAUAUUUACUGAAGCGUCAAGUGAAGUUCAAACACCCCAAACUAAAUCAGUAUCACAAACAGAAUCAGAUAGCACAAGUCAUCCUAAGAAUAGCAUUUUGUGUCUUAUGAUAAAUAAAUAUAGUGUUUCAGUAACAAAAUAUCAACCUAAAAAAGUAUCAGAUUCUGUAACAAAUUUAAUAUGGAAAAUGAUUGAGACCAGUACUGCAGAAAUAAUAAAUUUACCUUCUAUUGAAGCAAAAAAUGCAAUGAAUAAACUCGUAGAUGAGUUACAGAGUUUUGAUGUAAAAGAAUUUUUAGCCGGAUUCAUGAAAUAUAUGCAGGAUUCACAGCGAAAAAUAGAAUUGUUUUCAAAAGUCAAUACACCACCAGCCCCACCUAUGACUAAGCAGGAACAAGUCCUUCUUUAUAUAAUAUCACAACUGAGUAGUGCAUGGCCAUCUAUGAAUAUAGUGAAUUGCAUUUUAAAUAAUUUGGAAUAUUUAUUGUUUAAAUUAAAUCGUACACCAGAAUUUGAUGUAAUUGAAAGUACAUCCCACUUUUAUGCAAUACUAUGUAGAUAUUUUCAAUUAAAAACUCGAUUACGAGUUUUUAUAAUAGAUGCUCUAUAUUGUAUGCAGUAUAAAGCCAUUGCACUCAUUAAGCAGUGUUUGGAUGUCUGGAUGCAUAUUUUACCAUUAGCUCAUAUGGGAAUUGCCAAAAGUCCCUUGGUUACUUGUUUAGUCUAUGUAUUGCAUUUCUACAAGUGUGAAGACGCCUUCAAUAGAGUGAGAGAUAUAAGAUUUAUUUUGAAUAGGAAGUACUCAUAUCAAAUGGUGGAAUGGAAUGAAACGAAAAUACUGGAAAUGUUUAAAAAUGCAAUAAAAGACUUGAGAGAUAACUCAGCGGAAAAGAAAAUUCUUAGAUUAUCUUUGUUAAUUAUAGCAAAACGUCAAGGUCCUCGAUGGUGUCAGAAACAUGUAAUUACAAAUAUUUUACAACCAAUUAUAGAGAUGGAUGGUCCAGAGAGAAUAAAAAGAUUCUGCGUGGCAAUGUUAGGGCCACUUAUGAAACCUUAUCCAUUAGAUAUGAAAGUACAUUGUGAAAUUGUCAUGAAUCAACUUUUAGACAUGCUUAAUCAAAACCCUUCACCACUAAUGCAAGAAGCAAUAUAUACAAGUUUAAUAUAUAUGAGUAAACACAAUCAAAAUCGUGUUAUACAUGCAAUGUUACAAUGGUUUCCUAAAUCUGUGUCCCCUGAAUGCGAAGAAGUAUUACGAGAUUUUGUAAGAGAUAAAUCAGCGAAAAUAUGGAAAACCGUUUUAUCAAAGAUAUCACUAAUCAGCGACGAUCAGUAUAACAUCUCAACAUUUUAAUUUUUAUCAUUGAGUUUGUAAAUUACUUGAACAAUGAUGUUUACAGGAAGAAAUUUUUGUUGGUGUCAACUAUGUUGUUUACGCUUCCACCAAUAUUUUAACCAGUUCCACUUGUUCUUACCAACUUUCCCCCGAGUAGUUAUAGACUUUUUUUUCACCUGCCCCUACCCUUGUGUGUUCAGUAGGAAUAAUUGGAAUAAUAAUGCCACUUUUCCCUACCGAUAUUUUUUUGAUAAUAAUAAGUGUAGUCUGUUAAAAAAACUAUUAAUAAAAACAAAGUUAUCCGUUCGAUACCACAGUGUAACGAGUAAUCAUACAUAUACAUACAUCCUUUAGUUUUGCAAAAUGCUGUUUUCAUCACAGCGUUGUCACAUUUAGUUUUAACCGACUUCGAAAAUAGAUUACUCUCAAUUUUACUGCUCCUAUUUUCUCAUUUUUAAUCGAAUUCAAAAAGGUUGAGGUUUCGAAUUGAGAGGUUCUCAAUUCAGUUGUAUUUUAUGUUUGUUACCUCAUAAAACCGUCUUUAUCUGAAAAAAUAUACUUACAUGUUCUAUAGAAAUUGUAUUAAAAUCUGUUCAGUAGUCUGGUUUUCAAACCAAAAUAAUCGGUUUUGUUACAACUUUAAAUUUGGUUUACUAAUUACAAUUUUUGAAUUUUCAUCAAAAAAUUACAAGUGUAUUCUUAUUUAUGCAUAAUUUUUAAUAAUGAUGACCUACGACAUCAAAACCUAAUAUUUACUUAUAUGUAAAUUUUAUAAAAUAAUAAUAAUAAUCUCCAAUUAGAUUAAAACAGUACACAAAUUAAAAAGUAAAUAAUUUCCUUUAGUAUACAUGCAGAAGUCCUAAAAAAUUUAUUAUAAAAAUCCAUGAAAAAGUUAUUCAUUUCCGAGUUAAUUCCUUUGUUAUAUAAGGCAGUUAGAGAAAACAAUUUCGUCUCUGUCUUCCACUUUUAACUUUUAAAUUGAUAAAUAAUGUAAAAUCCAUCCAUCCAUCUACGUAAUAUAAUUUUAAAGUAGUUAUGCUAUUGUUUUGCAUAUUCCAAGCGAUUUUAUUAGUUCAGGAUGCUGUAAAACAUUAUUUGUACUAGACAUCUAGAAAAAAAAAGGGAGGUUAUUAUAUAUUUAUUUAUGUACAAAAGUGCACUUGUAAAGAAUAAGUGGUCAUCUUGCGGGGGAAGGGAUUGUGAGUUCCCAUUGCUAUCCCUUAUCAGGUCGACCUCCACGCGGUUCGCCCUGGAAACCAUUGUGACAAAUUUAUCGUUGAAUUCGUCACAAUGGAUUAACUGAUCUGCCUUUUUUUUAUCCUCACCGAUCAUCCCUCACUGGUGCCCCGCCAGUGUAUACCGAUGACGUAGGCAGGGUUACCAUUUCAUUAUUAUCCAUUAAAAAAGUUGUUAUCUUUAUCAGUGGAAAUAAGUGGAAUAAAAUUCCACCCUCCAGUGGCGAAAAGUUGUUAGACACAAGUGGAGUAGGCCAAUAUUUUAGUAUGGUUUACAUUUUAAUAUUAGUAAUAUAUUAUUGGAGUCAUUCUAGUAUAUAUAAGUUAAUUGUACUAUGUUAUCAAUAUUACAAGAACUGUGAUGUAAAUAUUUUUCGCUUCAUUUUGGAAGCGGAGUUUAUUCCUCUUAAUAAAACUAAGUUUUAAAUAA
Messenger RNA from Galleria mellonella (greater wax moth), 6085 nucleotides. RefSeq lists its product as uncharacterized. The coding region runs from base 110 to 4438 and encodes 1442 amino acids. The transcript has 12 exons. NCBI's taxonomy places the organism in Eukaryota, Metazoa, Arthropoda, Insecta, Lepidoptera, Pyralidae. The record is from RefSeq and is a predicted model, not a curated record.